AAUGAUAUGUACAGCACUUUUGAAAAUCAAGUUUGACAGAAAGAUCAUCUACAUUGGGUGUAGGUAUCAUUGAAGUAGCUUCUGUUGUUGUUGACGUCGUCUUAACUCGACUGGACCUCUUGAUCAGUUUGAUAAGUGAACACCACCAAAUGAUACUUGUGUAGAAAAAUACCUGUACAAUAUAAUCCCAUCCAGCAAGAGCUGUAUCAAAAACUCUGGCUUGAUCAUUCCAUUUGGAAUGAUCCUGUCAGGCGUGUGGCAAUUUAACAAUACGUACAAGUACGGUGAUAGUUUUCAGUGGUGUAGAGCAAAACUAGCGUACGAAUGAAGGAUUUACACCUAUACUAUUUAUCAAAACAUUUGGGUCAUGUUAUUAGAAAUAGAAACACGGCAGUUCUAUCCAGGGUAGUUCAACUUGACUGCAAUUUCUGUAAACUACAACCAUGAUAAUUACCACAUGGUUAUCAGAUUUUCUGUACAUGUCACUCGUAAUGGAACUCAGCAUGCACGUGCAAAGAUUUGGACUUUGAUUUCCUAUGACAUUACAUUUAUUUGAAUGUGAUGUGCUUGCAAAUGAGUUGUUACGUAGAUGGAAAGAUUUGGGGGUGAAAGGCAGACUGUAUUGUGUUUGUUUCUUGAUCACCCAGAAUAUUUUUUUCGUACCAUCAUGCACGCUGUUUUUCUUGCCUUUCAAGUCUUCAUCAAGUGCUCCUACAGGUUCAUAAAUGCGUGUAGUAAUGGCGGGUUUGCAUAACAGCGAAGCCUUGUCGCUUGACUUGCUCAUAAAUUGGGUUUCCCAGCGCAUGCAUUGGAAAGGGCGGUGGCGCUGACAAAAAAAAAAAAAAAAAAAAAAGGAGAGAGAAACGAUAUGUGUCGGAUUCGUUGCACAACAGUCGGCUGCGGACGGGACUUGGCCGCUCCGUAAUAACCUUGAGCGGUAGAUGCGUUGUGAAAAAUGAACUCUUAUAUACAAUCAGGCUGAUUCUUUCCUGAAUAAAGAAUUGGAUCAGAGCUGAAAUGAAAGCUGCACCAUUUGCGCGAGCCCCCUCCGUCCCUUUGCCCACACAGCAACACCACGGCACAGCGAGGAGAGGGAGGAGGAGAGGAAUCGGUCUUGCUCGGAGGGCAAACAUUUUCAUCCACAACAACGCAAACAUGGACACACAGGGAGAAAAUCGAGCGAAAUGGGCACCAGCCAGGUAGCAGGCAGCGUUGCGCACGUAGUCAUGCAGACGAUUUUUUUCUCCCUCUCAGCGUGGCGGAGGGCGCACGUCUGAUUUGAUUUAUUUUUUUUUUUCUUUCCAAAUACUGCCUCCCUGCGAUGGCAACGACAGCGCGUUACGGAUUAUGUUUAAUUAUUUUCAUAUACGGUGGCUGUACGAGGGGGCAGAUUCACUACUCCGUUCCGGAGGAGCUGGAGAACGGCGCACAGGUGGGUGAUAUUGCCCGUGAUUUAAGUCUGGACCUGAGGAAACUUAUCAGCCGACGCAUCCGGGUGACGCCUGAGAGUGGACGGCGCUAUUUCACCGUUAAUCACAAAAGUGGGAAGUUGGUGGUGAGUGACCGUAUUGACCGCGAGAGCCUGUGUGAAGCGGGUGUCACCUGUUUACUCAGCCUGAAGGUGAGUGUGGACCACCCCCCGGAAGUGCACGACGUGGACGUGGACAUUCUGGACGUGAACGAUAACGCGCCGAGGUUCCCGCAUUCGGAGUAUCGACUGGAAGUGUCGGAAUCUGCUCUCACUGGGACCGAGUUCCACAUCGAGGCCGCUCGCGAUCCAGAUGAGGGCUCCAACUCUGUGACGCGGUACCGCCUCAGCCCCAACCAGCAUCUGACCCUGGACUCUGUUAAGCCUUUCUCUAAUAGCAAGCACAUUGAGCUUAUUCUCAAAAAGCCCUUUGACCGUGAGCAGACGCCAUCUGAUCAGCUCAUCCUGACAGCCGUGGACGGUGGUACCCCGCAGAGAAGUGGCACCGCCAGAAUCAAUGUACGCGUCCUUGAUGCCAACGAUAAUGUGCCUGCCUUUGACAGCUCAGUGUAUAAAGUCAAAGUGACUGAAAACUCACCUCAAGGUACCCUUGUCAUUCAAUUAAAUGCUACAGACCUCGAUGAGGGCUCCAACGGGGACGUUUUUUACUCGUUCAGCACUUACACUCCGGAAAGAGUCAGACAGACGUUCUCCAUAGAUACAGACACAGGAAAGAUAACAGUGAAGAACAAUCUAGACUAUGAGGAGACAAGCUCGUAUGAAAUCUACAUUCAGGCGAUGGACAAGGGGCCCGCCGCCGUGGCGGUGCACUGUAAGGUGGUGGUAGACGUUUUAGACGUUAACGACAACGCGCCCCAAAUUGUCCUGUCGUCUCUUUCGGCUCCUGUGCGCGAGGACGCCCGCGCAGACACCGUUGUCGCGCUGAUCAGCGUAAACGACCGAGAUUCUGGGCCGAACAAGCAAGUCGUCCUGGAGCUCUCGCCUCCCACGCCCUUCAAAAUCAAAUCCUUCCGCAACCACUAUAUCGUCGUGACCUCUGCCUUCCUGGACCGCGAGACCGUCUCAUCCUACAACGUCACCGUAAGCGCCGUAGACGGCGGCGCCUCGCCUCUGUCGUCUCAAAUGACCUUCAAAGUGGACGUCGCCGAUGUAAACGAUAACCCUCCUCGAUUCGAACAGACGUCGUAUACCGUUUACAUCACUGAGAACAACGCCCCCGGUGCGCCGCUCUGUACCGUCAGGGCCGCGGAUGUUGAUGCGGCUGAAAACGCGCGCAUCACCUAUACUGUCCUCAACGACAACAACCACGGCAUUCCUGUGGCCAGCUACGUCGCCGUCAAACCCAACACCGGCGAGGCCUACGCGCUGCGCACCUUUGACUUUGAGACCCUGAGAGAGUUUCACUUUCAGGUGAAAGCGCAGGACAACGGCGCGCCCCCGCUAAGCCGCGUGGCCACGGUGUACGUUUACGUUAUGGAUCAGAACGACCACGAGCCAAGGAUUGUGUACCCGCCUGCCAACGGGAGCCUCGCCGCCGAGACACUGCUGAGGAACGCCGAGGCUGGCGCGUUGGUAAUGAAGGUGGUGGCGUGGGACGGCGACGCGGGGCAGAACGCGUGGCUGCUGUACGCCCUGCGACCGCCCAGCCCGGGGUUUGACCUCUUCAAGGUGCACGAGCGCACCGGCGAGAUCCGCACCACCAGGCGCGUCGUCGAGGAUAACGCCACCUCUUUUGCGCUAACCGUUCUGGUACGUGAUAAUGGCCUGCCGCCGCUCUCGUCCACCGCAACCAUCCACGUGCACGUGCUGGAGCUCGUGCCCAAGUUGACCCCCGACCCCAAGCGCAUCGUCAGGCCCGAAAGCCCCUUGAUGUUUUCCCACGUCACCAUCUACCUCAUCAUCGCCCUGUGUGCCACCACCUUUGUCUUCUUGGUGACCGUCUGUGUGCUGGCCAUCGUGCGUUGCCAUGCCUACUGCACCCAGCCCGGUUCCUGCUCCCCUUGCUGCGUAUCCAAGAAGAACUUGCCUGAGGGGAGCAGCGCACCUGCCGCCAGCGGGGCCGGAGGACGACCCGCGUCAGGCGGAGGCCAGUCGGGUGCCAAUGUGGCCCUGCGCCGAGACCUUAAAGUCGAACCGCAUUACAUCGAAGUGCGGGGCAACGGCUCCGUCACCAAAACGUACUGCUACAAAACGUGCCUGACGGCCACCUCGGGAAGCGACACGUUUAUGUUCUACAACACGGGACGACCGCACAGCGGCACCUGGGGCUCGGGCUACGUCACCAGCCACAGCGGACACAGCCAGAUUGUCGUCCGCCGUCUCAGUAUGCCCGAUGCGAGCGCCAUUCAGCCCAAGUUUCCGAAUUCUGACUGGAGAUAUUCCGCCUCCCUGAGAGCAGGUGGUGUCAUGCAGAGUUCAGUCCAUAUGGAGGAGUCCUCGGUGAUGCAGGGAGCCCAGGGCGUUCUGGUUCAGAACUGGCCCACGGCAUCAAGCGCUGCUGAUGCCGAAGGGGGAGAGGUGUCCCCCCCGAUGGGUGCCGGAGUUGACAGCAACAGUUGGCACUUUCGCUACGGCCCCGGGGGUCCCGGCGCCCCCCCGCAGCACCUGAAGGCCGGCGAGGUUCCGCCGGAGGCGUUCAUCAUCCCCGGCUCCCCCGCCAUCAUAUCCAUCAGACAGAACCAAGGAGGAGAGGACGACAAGAGCGACUUUAUCACCUUCGGAAAGAAGGAGGAGGCCAAGAAGAAGAAAAAGAAGAAGAAGGACAAGAAGGACAAAAAGGGCAAAGAUGAUGAUGAGUAAAGAAGCAAGAAGUGAAAAUUGGCAAAGGAAAGAAAAAGGGUGUUGCUAAAACAGAGGUACCAACCAAAGUCCACUGGGUUUGCUUUUAAGCUGGCCUUUACCUUCAGUCCUCACUGAGGUCAAUUAUUGAUCUUGCCUUCAGAAACAAUAAAAAGAUUGAUUUUCAUCCACGCCCCCAUGUGCCUAUACACCCCGAGUCAACGAAAACGUUGCUAGAAAAUAACACAGGAGCACUCUUUAACCCCAUCCCGAUUGUUUAGCCUCCUUCAACCCGCCGGGCACGUUGGCACCUCUGUAUUACCCCCUAAACCCCAAACCAUGAGAAAUCAUUCUCUGCGAGAGAAGACAAAUACUUUGUAAAAGCUCUGUGCCAGCCAAGAAAAAGGAAAAGUCAGGUGUGUGCAAUCUGGAGCUGGAUACACAACACACACACACACACACACACACACAUGAAUACAAUAUACACACACGACUUGUAAAUAGCACAGGGGGAGAGUCACUGAAACGAAGGCUAACAUUUCCAACAAAACUGCUGCAGUUCUUACUACCAACAGUGUUUCCUGUGAUCGCAAAAGAAUCCACACGCAUGCACGCUCGCACAGUCAAACAUGCUAACACACUUUUUUGCCAUGUGGACGCUGACAGCACUUGAGAAAAAGCUUCAAAAAAAAAAAAAAAAAAGUCAAAAUUCAAAAGGCAACGAGAGAAAAUCCCGUGCUGAAAACGAGGCACUGUCCGCUUUUUGCCACCUAUGGGUUAUCAACUCUCAGGAUGGACGGCGCAUCCCUCUUGCGAUCACGCUGUAUUUGCCGACUGCUUCGAAAGGACCAAGAGAGCGAACGCUCCCGCCGGAAGCCCGAUGCAGAGAGCACAAGCAAGUCGGAGGAGGGAUGGGGAAGAUAGCUCGCGCUCUCCUCUCGAACGGACGACUCCGGCUAUCGGUCAGUGGACUCUGAAGGAGACGAGCAGAAUCUUGAGAUUUUGGUAACAGCCCUUCUUAUGUCCCCACGCUGCAGCAAAAGCUGAAGGCUUUCUGCUUUGAAUGUUUGGUAGCAACCAGCCCUUAAACCCAAUCCCGUUUCAACUUCUCACCUGCUUGUGCUCCUCCUAUGCUACCACAAAAUAUCCCCCAACCACAACCCCACUGACUGCCUCUUCAUGUCAAGAUGAAGUAAACCUACUUUCCUUAAUUCUCUGAAGAGAUUCACAGUACGUGUUUUGGCCAUUUUAUGUCGAGACCCCUCCCACCCACUCUCCUGUUCCUGCAUGUAUCCCUCCAGACACGUACCCCCUGCUCAGGACCCGUCCUGGGAAAACGGCCUGCUCUGAACAUUGUGGUGUGCUGACAACAGCAUGGAGUAAUGUGGAUGUGGCCCAUUCGGGGUGGUGGAGGGCGGCGGGGGCGGGGGCGGUGGGGCGGUGGGGGGGGUCCAUACACCUUCAACUUGUCUCAAAAAGUGCAAAAUGGUUCAGUGCUUUUAACGUGAAUACUAUACGUUGCCGUUCACUCACUUCCUGUUUGUCGCCGCUCUCGGGAGACGAAUCAGGUGGGAUUGAGAUGAGUCACAGUGGCGGAAGACCGGGCAGGAAGCGAGGUGGCGGGCGCCCCCCUGUCGUCCCCCCCCCCCACCCCACCCUCAAGUCGAUUGCUUAUCAUCAUCGAGUCGCAUACUAUCUUUUAUGUACGCUGUAGAUGUAGCGUUUGAUUGAUUGUCUCUACACGAGUAAUUGAACCUGCUUAAAAAAAACAUUUACAAAUCUGGGGCUUCCCCGUUAACGGCAAAAUUUCACCAGUCGUCUGUCCCGAGGCGAUGACGACGAGGCUGAAACUUGCGUCCGUGCUUCUGUGGCUCUCACUCUCCUGCCUGGAACUCGUUCCCACCUCCCCCAAAGUUUUGCGGCUCGGUAUGAUGUCACUCCAUUAAGUGGCUGCUGCAUGUACUGCUCUAAGGAAACAUACUAUAUAGAGAAAUAUAUAUAUAUACAUAGAUAGCGAUGAUUUUUUUUUUUUUUUUUUGUAUUAUCAUUUUUUUUUUCUCUUCAUUACUCACACAGGAAAUACUUGUAUGUACUUCUCUUGUCUAUGCCGAACAUCUACGUAUGUAUUAAAAACGUCACGCUCUGCAGAUGUGCUAUGGCAUCCACUAAACCUUUCGAUAUUUGUAAUGCUAUAGUGUGAUAUAUACGUUUUUAAUGCAUUUUUCCCAAAUUUGUAUUUAGGCUUUUGAAAACAAGUCAAAAAAAAAAAAAAAGAAGAAGAAUUUCACGCUGUCCAGCUUUGACAUGAUGAUCUAACUAACACUUGUAAUAUUGUAACUGAAAUAUGUAUGAUCAUAUGAUGAGCAAUCACUUCCCUUUCAUUCUUGCAAAGAAAAAAAAAAAAAAAAAAAAAAAUCACCCAAAAAAACUGGGGGGGAAAAGUAUAUGUAGUGCUUGUAUUUAGUGAGCUUUCAUGCUGUCAUUCUUUCCCAGUGUUUGGUGGUGAACUUUGGUGGCAAUGUGCGGUCCGGAUGAGGACCAGCCCAGAUUUGUUAGGAUUUUUUUUUUUCCGUACACCUGCUCAUCAAAUGUGACCGUGAAAUAGUGACUUUCAUUUACUUCCAUUCCCAUUUUGCCUUUCAUUUGACCUAAAUGGAAACAGUGGUAAUGUGUUUUGUUUAUAAUUCACAAAUAAAGUUUUCUUUCUUAAAAAUAAAA
Phyllopteryx taeniolatus (common seadragon) is the source of this 6985-nucleotide messenger RNA. Its product is annotated as protocadherin alpha-C2-like. The transcript is spliced from 4 exons. The record is from RefSeq and is a predicted model, not a curated record. Bases 1322 to 4288 code for a protein of 988 amino acids. Gene Ontology annotation, cellular component: plasma membrane. Gene Ontology annotation, molecular function: calcium ion binding. Gene Ontology annotation, biological process: homophilic cell-cell adhesion. Lineage: Eukaryota; Metazoa; Chordata; Actinopteri; Syngnathiformes; Syngnathidae.